GGUUCAACGGAGCCUACAGUUUGGCCGACGUUGAAGUCAUUGAACAGUACUUGAAAGACGAACGUUCGGCUAGCGCCAGUGCGCCUCAAUGUUCAAACUACCCGGUAACCGUAAUUCGGGAACUUCAACUUGACAACCAAAUCGAUGAGAGGAACUAGCUGGGCAUCCUUCCUGGCACCAAGUAUCUCUCUGAAGCCCUCGUUCAUUGCACGCUAUCGACAAAGCGACAUAGAACCUGCGUAUGUUCGACAUUUUGUCCCACUGGUUAUGCCGACACACUGCCCUGUCUCGAAAGCUUGAAGCUUGGCUAUCUUGACUUUUGGUAUAUGGUGACCAACGGACGGCCAGCAUAUUCUCUCCAGGCUUCAGGCGACUUUUAAAUGCAAUUAUGCAAACGGGCAUUUAUUCAUGUCCGCUGAAUGCAACUACGAGAAGGCCAAACUACCAACGAAAGCGACCAAAAAACUCUAUGGCACAAAACAAACGACCGGAUCUGGGGUAUACGAUUCGUUGCGAAUCAUGGUGUAUGUGCAACGAAAACCUGAAGCGAGAAUACUCGUCAAUGGUCGUAAAGGUGGUAUAAGACUAUGCUACAUGAAGCUUUUGGUCAUGAAAAGAGAGGAAACGUAUGAAGGAAUAAACGUCGCUCGAGGACGGGAUAAUGUCGUACGUCUCCGGCACGAUGCUGAGGGCCUCUAGGCCGGCUGCAUACGCCUCCAAGUCCGCGCCAAGUUCGUAGCUAGCGUCCCCUUGAGGGUAUUCUGGAUACUGG
Messenger RNA from Somion occarium, 772 nucleotides. The record is from the annotation of a GenBank genome assembly. NCBI's taxonomy places the organism in Eukaryota, Fungi, Basidiomycota, Agaricomycetes, Polyporales, Cerrenaceae.